AUGUCAUGCUCAAACCCAUCUUGCCAAAAUAAAGCAGACGACUUUGAAAUAUGCCCUCGUUGUAACGCCCAACAUUACUGCUCUUCCAAUUGUCGUAGAAUUGACUGGAUUUCCAAACAUCAAUUUGAAUGCCAAAAACCUAAAAUUUUUACACUCAAAGAUUUCAGGGAAAUUGAAGAUUCCCAGCAACAAAUUUUAGGCAAAGGAACAUACGGAGAAGUUCGACUUGUCCAGCAUCAGGAAUCAGGCCAAUAUUACGCUUUAAAGCAAAUAAAAAAAGAUAAAUACAUCGAAACAUCAUCUGUGGACAUCUUAAGACGAGAAAUCGAAAUCCAUAAAACCUUGAACCAUCCAAAUAUAAUCCAAUUAAUUCAAUUUUUCGAAGAUGAAGAAUUUGUAUAUAUUUUGCUUGAAUACGCAGCCAGAGGGUCACUAUUCCAUUUAAUCAGGCGGCAAAGAGGUUUACCUGAAGAAAAAGCUUGAAAAUAUUUUACCCAGACUUGUAUAGGAAUAAAGUAUAUGCAUGAUAAUCAUUUUAUUCAUAGGGAUAUGAAGCCCGAGAAUAUUUUAUUAGAUGGAAACGACAAUGUAAAAAUUUGUGAUUUUGGAUGGUGCACUCAGAGUAACGAAACUAGAAAUACUUUCUGUGGGACGCUAGAUUAUAUGGCCCCUGAAAUGAUAUUAAGUAAUGGGCACUCUUUUGAGGUCGAUAUAUGAGCUUUAGGAGUCUUGUUGUUUGAGCUAAUUCAUGGUUACCCACCUUUUAGAUCGAUAAAAGAUACUGAAAAAUGUAAACAAAUCAUAAACGCUGACUCCCCCCCCCCCCUCCGUGAGCGAACAAAACCAUUAGAAAAAUCGCCAUUUUUUGACCAAAAACCCACCCUCCGUGAGUGAACAAAAAUUUUUUUAAUAGAAAAAAUUUUAAUGGAAAAAAAUUUUGAUAUAUAAGUGAUAAUUAGUAUAAUGAAAUCUAGAGCUAAUUCUGUUUAAUUUUAAACAAAUUGCGUUUUAAAACAUAAAUUUUGCAAAUUAAAUUAAUAUUUGCUUCCCAAUUUUUGCAAAUUAGGAUUUUUUUAAAUUUCGAAAAAAAUAUUUUUAUAAAAUUUUAUAUAUAAAUUUUUUUUAAAAAAAAAAAUUAACCCCCCUCCGUGAGCGAACAAAAUUUUUUUGUUCGCUCACGGAGGGGGGGGGGGGGGAGUGAGGUAAAAUUUAAAAAUAAUUUAAGUGACCAGGUGCAAGAUUUAAUAUUGAAAAUAUUACAGAAAGAGGCAAAGGAUAGGCUGAGUUUGCUAGAAAUUUUAACACACCCGUGGGUUGAGCUAUAUGUUCCUGAUAAUGAAUUUGAGCCGAAUGUCAAAGUGAGGCAUCCAGAGUAUGGAGAAGGGGUUAUUCUGGAAGCUAAGGGGUUAAUUGUAUUUGUGUAUUUUCCAGAAAAAAGUUUUACAUUAAAAAUUACAAUUUCAGAUGCGAUGAGCAUUUUGAAAAUUAUUUAUGAAAAUGAGAGUGAAUUAAAUGAAGAGGAUUUUUAACCCUUUUUAUGAUUUAAAUAUUUUUUUAUUUUAAAAUAAUCAUAAUAAUUUUUUGUAUAUUUUUAUCAUAGAAAAUAGUUAGAGAUACAGCUGGAGGCCUUGGAUUAGGGCUUUUAUCAGAAAAAACAUCAUCAAAAAUUCAAGGAAACAACCAUUUAGAAAUAUUAGCAGAAAAACCUGAAGAAAGUGUACUAAUAAGUGAAGAAAACGUCAAAGAAAGUGAAGAGGAAGAAAUUGAAAUAAUUGAAAAUUUCGAGCUAUAUAGAGAAGAUGAAGAAGAAGAAGAAGAAGAAGAAAUUAUCGAAAUCGAGAAAAAUAUUGCUUUCGAUGAAAAUGAAGGAGCAGGUGGGCUAUUUUUAAACGAUGAAGAAAUUGAUUCACUUAUAAUUAAGCGGCAACAAGCUGUAAAACUAGCAAUCCUUUCAAUUGAUAGGCCAAUAAGAGAAGCAUCAAAAAGAAACAUAAAAAAGAUUGAACCAAGUCCUGCUAUCAAAAUCCAGAAGGCGCCUAAUAUAAUCAAGCCAGUUGAAAGCAAAGAAAAACCAAUAAAAAAGUCUGAGCCGCAAAACCAAGAAUUAAAAGAUAAAGAAAAAGAGCUCAAUAGGCUAGUUUCGUCAAUUGAAAAUACCAACGGAGCAAAGCGAACUAAUUAUAGGGCAGUUGAAAAACCUAAGAAAAAAGAAAAAUCAGGGCUUGGAAGCUUCUUCUCAGGUCUUCUUGGCUGCACUCAAAGAGAUAAAAAUUAA
Messenger RNA from Blepharisma stoltei, 2275 nucleotides. The record is from the annotation of a GenBank genome assembly. Lineage: Eukaryota; Ciliophora; Heterotrichea; Heterotrichida; Blepharismidae.